This is a messenger RNA of Abrus precatorius (Indian licorice), 1431 nucleotides long. RefSeq lists its product as uncharacterized. Lineage: Eukaryota; Viridiplantae; Streptophyta; Magnoliopsida; Fabales; Fabaceae. The coding region runs from base 101 to 1063 and encodes 320 amino acids. The record is from RefSeq and is a predicted model, not a curated record. The transcript has 3 exons. Gene Ontology annotation, molecular function: ubiquitin-protein transferase activity. Gene Ontology annotation, biological process: protein ubiquitination. Gene Ontology annotation, cellular component: CCR4-NOT complex.
ACGUUGAUGAACACAUUGGAACAUCCACUCCCUCCCUAUCCUACUCUCUCUCUCUCUCUCUCCCUCUCUGCUUCCUUUUAUCACAUUCUCUCUCAUUUUAAUGGCCUCUGCUUCCAUUUCUGAUUCUCCUCUCUGCAACAAGAAGAAGAGGACAAAUGGGUCGGCGAAACUGAAGCAAAUCAAGCUUGACGUUCGGCGUGAACAAUGGCUUUCUCGAGUCAAAAAAGGAUGUAAUGUUGACUCAAAUGAAAGGGCUGAUCAUUGUCCAUUGUCUAAGCAAAUUGGCAAUGAGGAGAAUAGAUCAUCAUCAUCAUCAUACAAGGAAAACGGGGGGAGAAGAGGGGAGGAUAUUGAAGGCUCUUGCAUCCAGGGUAAUGAGUCAGGAUCCUUCAUAAACAUCCCUGUUCAAAAUACUUUUGAUCAUGAUGAAUCGGGGAUUGGUCUCUCUAGGAGAAGUAGCGGCAGUAGCAGCAGCGCGAGUACUUGUUACUCAGUUAAUGUCAUCGAGGAAGAAGUAGAUGAUGGAUGCCUUGAUGACUGGGAGGCUGUUGCUGAUGCUUUAUAUGCAAAUGAUACUCAGCGCUCCAUGAUUUCAGAGUCUCCUCCAGUUCCAGAGGCUGCCAAGAAUCUUAGAGUGGAUUUCUCAAGAACGGAGUUCAAAUCAGCAGUUUCUGAAUCAAAUCUAAACUGUCGUGCUUGGAAACCUGAUGAUGCUUUUCGUCCUCAGUGUUUGCCCAACCUCGCAAAGCAACAUAGUUUUUCAUUAAAUUCAAACUGGCACAAUAACCACAAAACAGUACCUUGGGCAUGGCAAACAAUAAUUUCCCAACCUGCUCAAUGUCCCAUCUGUUAUGAGGAUUUGGACGUGACAGACUCGAGCUUUCUUCCUUGUUCAUGUGGAUUUCGUCUCUGCCUUUUUUGUCACAAAAAGAUCCUAGAGGCAGAUGCGCGAUGUCCUGGCUGCAGAAAACUAUAUGAUCAUGUAGAUGGGAAUGUUGGAUUCAACAUAGGAGCCAAAGCUUUCCACAUCACGCAAUCUUGCAGUAUGAGUACAGGAUGCUAGGUCUAAGAAGACAGAUUGUGUUUCCAGAAACAUCAUGUAAAUGAUUUCUUUCUUGUGUCACUUUAUUUAUAGUUCCCUUCCCCUUUUUCUUUUUUCAAUCUCUCUGAAUUAAAAAGAUCAAAUUCUGUUUAGUAUUGUGAAUAGGUAGAGGUUUAAACCAAGCAGAUAAACAAAUUAGAAGUCUGUUAAGCUUGAUUUGCAUUACCAUGGUUUUUUGUCAUAUGUUAAUGCAGGAAACUGAAUGCUGUUAUUGUGGAAAAAUAAAACAAUUUAACUUUGAAGACUGAAACUUUGAAUGACAGUGUUGUACAGAAUGCUGUUAUUACUUAUUAGUACAGUAUGGUCUAUUCUAGACCUCAUUCCUUCAU